CAUCACUUCCGGGCGCCAGGUUCGGGCUUUCUCCUGCAGCGAUAAGGAGAGUCAACAGUCUUUACUAGGGAAAGGAGACAAGUGCUAGCUACUGCCGCCCAAGAGGAAGGUGGGUGAAAUUGCUCACUCUUCACCCCACUGACGCUUUUGCGCACCUGGAAAAGCGGUUCCAGUUUGCGCCCAUCGCCGCCUUAGAGCCGACAGGAGACCAGCGCUACCCAAGUCACGAAUUAUCUAUAGAGUAAGUAUGCUAAUCUUGACUAAGACUGCAGGAGUUUUUUUUAAACCAUCAAAAAGGAAAGUUUAUGAAUUUUUAAGAAGUUUUAAUUUUCAUCCUGGAACACUAUUUCUUCAUAAAAUAGUAUUGGGAAUUGAAACCAGUUGUGAUGAUACAGCAGCUGCUGUGGUGGAUGAAACUGGAAAUGUGUUGGGAGAAGCAAUACAUUCCCAAACUGAAGUUCAUUUAAAAACAGGUGGGAUUGUUCCUCCAGUAGCUCAACAGCUUCACAGAGAAAAUAUUCAACGAAUAGUACAAGAAGCUCUUUCUGCCAGUAGAAUCUCUUCAAGUGACCUCUCAGCAAUUGCAACUACCAUAAAACCAGGACUUGCUUUAAGCCUUGGAGUGGGCUUAUCAUUUAGCUUACAGCUGGUGGGACAGUUAAAAAAGCCAUUCAUUCCCAUUCAUCAUAUGGAGGCUCAUGCACUUACUAUUAGGUUGACCAAUAAAGUAGAAUUUCCUUUUUUAGUUCUUUUGAUUUCUGGAGGUCACUGUCUGUUGGCAUUAGUUCAAGGAGUUUCAGAUUUUCUGCUUCUUGGAAAGUCUUUGGACAUAGCACCAGGUGACAUGCUUGACAAGGUGGCAAGAAGACUUUCUUUAAUAAAACAUCCAGAGUGCUCCACCAUGAGUGGUGGGAAAGCCAUAGAACAUUUGGCCAAACAAGGAAAUAGAUUUCAUUUUGACAUCAAACCUCCCUUGCAUCGUGCUAAAAAUUGUGAUUUUUCUUUUACUGGACUUCAACAUGUUACUGAUAAAAUAAUAAUGAAAAAGGAAAAAGAGGAAGGUAUUGAGAAGGGGCAAAUCCUGUCUUCAGCUGCAGACAUUGCUGCCACAGUACAGCACACAAUGGCAUGUCAUCUUGUGAAAAGAACACAUCGGGCUAUUCUGUUUUGUAAGCAGAGAGACUUGUUACCUCAAAAUAAUGCAGUACUGGUUGCAUCUGGUGGUGUCGCGAGUAACUUCUAUAUCCGCAAAGCUCUGGAAAUUUUAACAAACGCAACACAGUGCACUUUGUUGUGUCCUCCUCCCAGACUAUGCACUGAUAAUGGCAUUAUGAUUGCAUGGAAUGGUAUUGAAAGACUACGUGCUGGCUCGGGCAUUUUACAUGACAUAGAAGGCAUCCGCUAUGAACCAAAAUGUCCUCUUGGAGUAGACAUAUCAAAAGAAGUUGGAGAAGCGUCCAUAAAAGUACCACAAUUAAAAAUGGAGAUAUGAUUUCUGCUGUUCAGAAAAGUCCCUAAAGACAGGGUCUCACUCUCUGACCUCAGCUGGAGUACAGUAGCCAGAUCACUACUCACUGCAACCCUGACUUCCUGAACUCAAGCAAUCCUCCUGCCUUAGCCUCUUGAAUAGCUGGGACUACAGGUGUGCAUGUCCAUGCCCAGCCAACUUUAUUUCUAUUUUUUGUAGAGACAGGCUCUUGCCAUGUUGCCCGGGCUGGUCCUGAACUGCUGAAUUCAAGUGAUCCUCCCACCUUGGCCUCCAGAAGUGCUGGGAUUACAGGUGUGAGCCACCAUGCCUAGCCAAAAUGUUUCUUAAGGUAUACAUUUUGGGUCUUAGAAGACUUAUACAUUUGUAAUAUUUAUUACCAAAUAUCUCAAAGUAUUACAAUAAAUGUUACCAUGUGGGCUACUUUGAAUCGGGCUUCUUGCACACCAAUUUAAAAAUGUUAACUCUUGAUAUAUACACUAGUUAUACCACUCAUGUCAGUCAAUAAAUUUUAAGGUUUAAGUGCAGGCCUUCUUUUACAGAAAUCCUAAUUUUUUGAAACCAUAACUCUGACCUGAUACUAAAUUCCUGUAGACAUGCUAAGGAAAAUCUGCUUAGUAUCGAGAUCAAGAACUUCCAUUCAAAAAGAUUAUUCAGUUAUGUUAUUUGCAUAUUACCAUUAUUAAAAAUAAAAAAUUUUUUAAAA
Molecule: messenger RNA, 2192 nt
Organism: Pongo pygmaeus (Bornean orangutan)
Lineage: Eukaryota; Metazoa; Chordata; Mammalia; Primates; Hominidae
Gene: OSGEPL1
Product: O-sialoglycoprotein endopeptidase like 1
Exons: 9
Coding region: 248-1492 (414 amino acids)
Biological process (GO): tRNA threonylcarbamoyladenosine modification
Cellular component (GO): mitochondrion
Source: RefSeq, a predicted model, not a curated record